Rasamsonia emersonii CBS 393.64 is the source of this 960-nucleotide messenger RNA. RefSeq lists its product as uncharacterized. The transcript has 3 exons. The coding region runs from base 1 to 960 and encodes 319 amino acids. The record is from RefSeq and is a predicted model, not a curated record. Lineage: Eukaryota; Fungi; Ascomycota; Eurotiomycetes; Eurotiales; Trichocomaceae.
AUGUUUGAAGUUCCAGAAGCCAAACGCGUUCGUCGCGAUGAGAUUGUCUCUCCCCCGUCGUCAGUGCCCUCGUCACCGGAGCCUCUCCCAGAAGACGGCCAUGCGCUGCUAGGGAAGCUCCUCGAUUUCGAUACAUUCACCGUGGAGGACCGACCGUCCAUUGAAAAAGAUACCGAGCAGACCGCGCAAAAUAACGGCAAAGAUGCUGCCGCCGAAGAGCAAGAACAAGAGUUCGAAUUUCGAUUAUUUGGCAGUGGUCCAGCAAAGCGCACACAAGAUGACGGCCAAAAACCGGAUGCGGUGGACAGCACGGUUAACAAAGAUGGCACGCGCAAAUUGCGAAUCCGAAUACGCUCUCCCACCCCGGGACCGGUCGAUCCCAACGAGGGCAAAUUCGUUAACCCGUUCCGCGGGUGGCAGUACUACUUCACGACUCCGGCGUUGAUGUCAGGACAGCAUGCGGAGUCGGAUCCUACAAUAGCUGCCAAGCGGAAGGAGUAUGAAGAGGUUGCUGUGAAUGGGAGACAGCUGCUAGAAUUGGCCGGGAAAGGGACAUGGUUGCUAACAACCUGCCUUCGUCAGCCGGGCUGCCAUCUUCCCUGGCGGGUCAUACACCUGAAACCCUCCAAUGUCAAACUUCCUCGUGCUCCUACCGGUUCGUCCUCCGCCACCAGUCUGGUUCCUGCAGACAGCCAGCAGUCCAAGUCACGAAAGAAGAAACCCGGCAAAAAGCGCCGUAUUAUGCUACGCAAGCGGGCCGCGGCAGCUGAAGCGGCCAAGCGAGCCGAAGCCGAGAAGCGCCAUCAGAGAAACAGAGAAAAGAAGAUCAAACGGCGCCAGAGGGAGAGGGAGAGAAAGGCAGCGGCAGCAGCAGCAGCUGCUGCUGCUGCUACCAGUAAUACGUCAGGUGAGGCACCAGGAGCCGCGGGCGGUUCAGGAAGUGGUACAAAUAGCGAGUGA